Messenger RNA from Nerophis ophidion (straightnose pipefish), 6055 nucleotides. Its product is annotated as carcinoembryonic antigen-related cell adhesion molecule 2-like. Bases 96 to 1697 code for a protein of 533 amino acids. The record is from RefSeq and is a predicted model, not a curated record. NCBI's taxonomy places the organism in Eukaryota, Metazoa, Chordata, Actinopteri, Syngnathiformes, Syngnathidae. The transcript has 10 exons.
GGCCGAGUGCGCAUGCGCGCGUGCGCUCACCUCGCCUGGGUGUGUCCGCCCGCGGGAGCAGGUAGUGCCGCAUUUUGGGCUCGGCUUCGUGGACGAUGGCGCGCGUCGUGUGGUUGCUCUUCUUCUUCUUCUUCUUCUUCUUCUUGGGUUGUUGCGCGGCGCGGGACCUUGUGCCGCCGGGCCCCGUGGACGCCGUCGUGGGAAAGAACGUGACGCUGCGAACCCUGCUGGACCAGCCCGUCUUCACCUUCAUCAUCUGGAACUUCGAGAACACCCACGUCCUGACCCUCACCCCCACCUCCGUCAUCGUGAACGCGCCCUACCUGGGCCGCGUGUCCGUGGACGAGCGGAGCGGCUCGCUGCACCUGGGCGCGCUCACCAAGGCCGACAGUGGGGACUACAGCGUGACCGUCGUGGCCGCCAACGGCACCACGGAGACCGGCGGGAUCCUGCUGCGCGUCGCCGAGUCCCUGGUCAUCAGGUCCAGCGUGAGCGAGGCCGUGGAACACAACGACACGGUGGUCCUGACCUGCACCGCCAUCGGCUCCUUCCAGAAGUUCACCUGGCUCAACGGGACCUCGCCCAUGGUGGUGGACGGCCAGCGCCUGGUGCUCAAGGAGAACGACACGUCCAGCCAGCUGACCAUCACCGGCGUUCUCCGGACCGACCUGGCGGGACCCGUCUACUGCACGGCCAGCAACAAGGUGGACGUGGAGAAGAGCGCCCCCUUUAGCCUCCCAGUCCACUACGGUCCCGACCCCAUCGCCCUCACGCCCGCAGACGUGCCGCGCUUCCUCCAAGCCGGCGCCGACUUCAACCUGACGUGUUCCACGCGGUCCAGCCCGGCCGCCAGCAUCAGGUGGUACCAGAACCAGAGCCUGUUGGAGACGGCGGGGAGUGUGUUGGCGCUGAGUGUGGUGCAACAACACCCGCUGUGGCGACACAUGUCCACCUACACCUGCAGGGCCGCCAACGCCAAGACACUGCGCCAAGUCUCCUCCCCCGGCGCCACCUUCUCCGUCAUUGAACCGGUGUUGGGCGUCAACAUGAGCGGUCCAAGCGGCGUGCUGAUGGCGGGCAACAGCACCGCCAACCUCAGUUGCCGGGCAACAGCGGGCACAGUGACGACCCGGACCUGGCUGAAGGACGGCCAGCCCGUGGCGGGCGGCGGCCGCGUGACGCUGUCAGCCGACGGCGGUUCACUGAUGAUAGCGCCGUUGCAGAAGGAAGACAACGGCGAGUUCCAGUGCCAGUUUGCCAACCCGGUCAGCAGCCAGAGAGCCUCGUACAAGAUGGUGGUCAUGUUCGGCCCUGAGGCGGUGGCGGUGAGCGGCCAGAGCGCGGUGGAGGUGCGAGGCGGCGUGACGCUCACCUGCUCGGCUGCGUCCGUCCCCCCGGCCAACUUCACCUGGAAGUUCAACGGCACGCUUACCGACGUCAAAACGGCCGCGUACGUCAUCGGUGAGGCCGUGUACAAGAACACGGGCGCCUACAUGUGCCAGGCGCACAACGCCGUCACCGGCAAGACCGCCACGCACACGCACAACCUGUCCGUCAGAGAGGAGGGCACGCUGCAACAAGGCCUGUCGGACGGCGCCAUCGCCGGAAUCAUCAUCGGCAUCCUGGCCGCCUUGGCCCUGGCCAUCGGACUCAUCUUUUACUGCAGGCAGAAAGUCCCGGUGGAGUCCCCGUACUAGUGAGCGUGGUGCACGCUGAUGCCGGAGGCACCGGUCCAGACCCCCCCCCCCCCCCCUCUCCCCCCGGUGUGUCUCCACCCCCCAACCCCACCUUGUCCCCGUCGACAGAAACGUAGCUCGUCUGCUGGGCUGAGCGGCUGUCAAUCAUCAGAUAUUUGCCUUCAUCACCUCACCGCCUAUUUGGCCCCGCCCACAGCUGGGCAGGAUGCCCAAGCUAUCGGUUACAUCGAUGAUGGACUUUGUGACUGUUUGGAACACCCGAGGACACACACACACACACACACACCCUGUGGUGGGCGGAGUCUGAGCCUCGUCACAUUCCAAAAGAUUUGAAAUAUAUUUUGAUUGUUUACUAGUGGUUAUUAUAUCACAUCAUAUUACAUCUUUUUAACUGCUGUCUUGGCCGCACUCUUACUUCCUUUUGACCACACUUUUAUUUCCUUUUAAUCGCACUCUUACUUCCUUUUGACCACACUUUUAUUUCCUUUUAAUCGCAGUCUUACUUCCUUUUGACCCCACACUUAUUUCCUUUUAACCACACUUUUAUUUCCUUUUAAUCGCACUCUUACUUCCUUUUGGCCGCACUCUUACUUCCUUUUCACCACACUUUUAUUUCCUUUUAAUCGCACUCUUACUUCCUUUUGACCACACUCUUACUUCCUUUUGGCCACACUCUUACUUCCUUUUGACCACACUUUUAUUUCCUUUUAAUCGCACUCUUACUUCCUUUUGACCACACUCUUACUUCCUUUUGACCACACUCUUACUUCCUUUUGACCGCACUAUUACUUCCUUUUUAUUCUUACUUCCUUUUGACCCCUCUUACUUCCUUUUUACCCCACUCUUACUUCCUUUUGACCCCACUCUUACUUCCUUUUGACCACACUCUUACUUCCUUUUUAUUCUUACUUCCUUUUGACCCCACUCUUACUUCCUUCUGACCCCACUCUUACUUCCUUUUAAUUCUUACUUCCUUUUGACCCCACUCUUACUUCCUUUCUAUAUUUACUUCCUUUUGACAUCACUCUUACUUCCUUUUGACCCCACUCUUACUUCCUUUCUAUUCUUACUUCCUUUUGACCGCACUUUUACUUCCUUUUAAUUCUUACUUCCUUUUGACUCCACUCUUACUUCCUUUUGACCCCACUCUUACUUCCUUUUGACCCCACUCUUACUUCCUUUUGACCCCACUCUUACUUCCUUUCUAUUCUUACUUCCUUUUGACCGCACUUUUACUUCCUUUUAAUUCUUACUUCCUUUUGACUCCACUCUUACUUCCUUUUGACCCCACUCUUACUUCCUUUCUAUUCUUACUUCCUUUUGACCGCACUUUUACUUCCUUUUAAUUCUUACUUCCUUUUGACACCACUCUUACUUCCUUUUGACCCCACUCUUACUUCCUUUCUAUUCUUACUUCCUUUUGACCGCACAUUUACUUCCUUUUAAUUCUUACUUCCUUUUGAUCACAUUCUUACUUCCUUUUGACCACACUCUUACUUCCUUUUGACCACACUCUUACUUCCUUUUGACCGCACUAUUACUUCCUUUUUAUUCUUACUUCCUUUUGACCCCUCUUACUUCCUUUUUACCCCACUCUUACUUCCUUUUGACCCCACUCUUACUUCCUUUUGACCACACUCUUACUUCCUUUUUAUUCUUACUUCCUUUUGACCCCACUCUUACUUCCUUCUGACCCCACUCUUACUUCCUUUUAAUUCUUACUUCCUUUUGACCCCACUCUUACUUCCUUUCUAUAUUUACUUCCUUUUGACAUCACUCUUACUUCCUUUUGACCCCACUCUUACUUCCUUUCUAUUCUUACUUCCUUUUGACCGCACUUUUACUUCCUUUUAAUUCUUACUUCCUUUUGACACCACUCUUACUUCCUUUUGACCCCACUCUUACUUCCUUUCUAUUCUUACUUCCUUUUGACCGCACUUUUACUUCCUUUUAAUUCUUUCUUCCUUUUGACACCACUCUUACUUCCUUUUGACCCCACUCUUACUUCCUUUCUAUUCUUACUUCCUUUUGACCGCACAUUUACUUCCUUUUAAUUCUUACUUCCUUUUGACCCCACUCUUACUUCCUUCUGACCCCACUCUUACUUCCUUUCUAUUCUUACUUCCUUUUGACCGCACUUUUACUUCCUUUUAAUUCUUACUUCCUUUUGACCGCACUCUUACUUCCUUUUAAUUCUUACUUCCUUUUGACAUCACUCUUACUUCCUUUUGACCCCACUCUUACUUCCUUUCUAUUCUUACUUCCUUUUGACCGCACUUUUACUUCCUUUUAAUUCUUACUUCCUUUUGACACCACUCUUACUUCCUUUUGACCCCACUCUUACUUCCUUUCUAUUCUUACUUCCUUUUGACCGCACUUUUACUUCCUUUUAAUUCUUACUUCCUUUUGACUCCACUCUUACUUCCUUUCGACCCCACUCUUACUUCCUUUCUAUUCUUACUUCCUUUUGACCGCACUUUUACUUCCUUUUAAUUCUUACUUCCUUUUGACACCACUCUUACUUCCUUUUGACCCCACUCUUACUUCCUUUCUAUUCUUACUUCCUUUUGACCGCACAUUUACUUCCUUUUAAUUUUUACUUCCUUUUGACCACAUUCUUACUUCCUUUUGACCCCACUCUUACUUCCUUUCUAUUCUUACUUCCUUUUGACCGCACUUUUACUUCCUUUUAAUUCUUACUUCCUUUUGACACCACUCUUACUUCCUUUUGACCCCACUCUUACUUCCUUUCUAUUCUUACUUCCUUUUGACCGCACAUUUACUUCCUUUUAAUUCUUACUUCCUUUUGACCACAUUCUUACUUCCUUCUGACCCCACUCUUACUUCCUUUUAAUUCUUACUUCCUUUUGACCCCACUCUUACUUCCUUUCUAUAUUUACUUCCUUUUGACAUCACUCUUACUUCCUUUUGACCCCACUCUUACUUCCUUUCUAUUCUUACUUCCUUUUGACCGCACUUUUACUUCCUUUUAAUUCUUACUUCCUUUUGACACCACUCUUACUUCCUUUUGACCCCACUCUUACUUCCUUUCUAUUCUUACUUCCUUUUGAUCGCACAUUUACUUCCUUUUAAUUCUUACUUCCUUUUGACCCCACUCUUACUUCCUUCUGACCCCACUCUUACUUCCUUUUAAUUCUUACUUCCUUUUGACCCCACUCUUACUUCCUUUCUAUAUUUACUUCCUUUUGACAUCACUCUUACUUCCUUUUGACCCCACUCUUACUUCCUUUCUAUUCUUACUUCCUUUUGACCGCACUUUUACUUCCUUUUAAUUCUUACUUCCUUUUGACUCCACUCUUACUUCCUUUUGACCACACUCUUACUUCCUUUCUAUUCUUACUUCCUUUUGACCGCACUUUUACUUCCUUUUAAUUCUUACUUCCUUUUGACUCCACUCUUACUUCCUUUUGACCCCACUCUUACUUCCUUUCUAUUCUUGCUUCCUUUUGACCGCACAUUUACUUCCUUUUAAUUCUUACUUCCUUUUGACCACAUUCUUACUUCCUUUUGACACCACUCUUACUUCCUUUUGACCGCACUCUUACUUCCUUUUAAUUCUUACUUCCUUUUGACCACACUCUCACUUCAUUGACUACACUCUUGCUUCCGUUCUGGAGACCUGACACACACACACACACACACACACACACACACACACACACACACACACACACACACACACACAGUAAAACCGUUGUGGGCGGAGUCUAAGCCUCUUCACAUUCCCAAGAAUGGGAUUUUAUAGUUUGAUUAUUUCGUUAAUAAUGGCGACAAUAAAAAUGUUUUUAAGGUUGACUUUGUCGCCACAAGCAGCUGACCUCCUUGUCGUCGCUCCCGCGGGGACAAUGGCCAGGAAGAUGAAGCGUUGCCAUGGCUACCUGCCGCCUCUCAGGUGGUCACGGAGGCCUCCAGCUCAGUGGAAUGUUUCCGACAAGACGCAACUUGCUGAGGGCGGCGAUGUACGUUUGACAUUUUCUUGGAUGUGUGUGUGUGUGUGUGUGUGUGUGUGUGUGUGUGUGUGUGUGUGUGUGUGUGUGUGUGUGUGUGUGUGUGUGUGUGUGUGUGUGUGUGUGUACGUGCACUGACCUCCAGGAAAGUAUUUAUUGUUUUUACAAAGAGCAGCUGAAGAUCCUCGCUGGUGUUUGCUCGUCUUAUGUAAAUAAAGCGCUCACAUGAUUAGGAAAAGCACGCGCAUCAGAACUCAGAAUUGUGUAAAUGUAACCUCUGAUAACUCCGCCUUGUUGUUGUUGUUGUUGUUGUUGACACUUUGCUUGCUGGGGAUGUUUGUUUAUUUUUGUCAAUGGCUUCCCAAGAAUAAAAAGUAGGCUUUGAAAGAA